This is a messenger RNA of Rhipicephalus sanguineus (brown dog tick), 3202 nucleotides long. It is a transcript of the gene Amph, whose product is annotated as amphiphysin. Lineage: Eukaryota; Metazoa; Arthropoda; Arachnida; Ixodida; Ixodidae. The record is from RefSeq and is a predicted model, not a curated record. Gene Ontology annotation, cellular component: plasma membrane; cytoplasm. The coding region runs from base 34 to 1650 and encodes 538 amino acids. The transcript is spliced from 13 exons. Gene Ontology annotation, molecular function: protein binding; phospholipid binding.
AUUAGUUGAGAGCUGCAGCAAUAGCGAGCCAACAUGGCAGACGGCAAAGGUGGAUCGUUUACCAAGGUCGUGCAAAAACAUGCAGGACGUGCGAAAGAAAGGAUAUUGCAAAACCUUGGGCGAGCAGACAAGACUAAGGAUGAAGUGUUUGAGGUGUACUUGUACAACUUCACAAGGCAGCAGACGGCAGCAGCCAAACUGCAGAAAGAGUUCAAGAACUAUGUGUUGUGCAUCAAGAGCUUGCAGCUAGCCAGCAAGGCCCUCAUGGACACGCUGAGCGAGAUCUACGAGCAGGAGUGGGUCGGACAUGAGCAGAUCCCCGUCAAGGCACAGACACUGGAGCUUCUUUGGGACGACUAUCACAGAAAGAUGAAUGACCAGGUGAUGAUUCCACUCAACAGCUACAUCACUCAGUUUGUAGACGUUAGGGGCCGCAUAGCCAAAAGAGGCCGUAAAUUGGUGGACUACGACAAGUGCCGACACAGUGUGGAGAGUCUGCGUAACUCUGCAAAGAAGAAGGAUGACUACAAGCUAGGCAAGGCACGAGAAGAAUUGGAGGAAGCUAAGCAGAUGUACGAAGUAAUCAACAAUGAACUCCAUGAGGAACUGCCGACACUCUAUGAAAGCCGCAUCCCGUUCCUGGUGUCCAACCUGCAGACCUUCUUCACGGCCGAGAGCACCUUCCAUGCCGAGAAUGCCAAGGUGUUCUCUUUUCUGGUGGAUACCAUGCAGAAGCUAGCGGCUGACAGCGAGCGCCUGGGCAGCACCAUUGGCUCCUUGCCCAAGCCCACUCGUAGUGGCCUUCCGCGCACCCAUUCAAAGAGAGAGCGGCCAGUAGCCGAGAGAAUGUCACUGGUGGCAGCACCGUGCCCACCGGCCGAGCACGGCCGAGACACAGGCACGCAGCAGUAUGCUCGCGUCCGGCGCCAUUCGGCGCAUGGAGGGCCCCUUGAGAAGAACCGCCGCCUCGGGGCUAGUUUUCUCUCGCUCAGUGCACACACCGAAUCAGGCAGUGGUAGGCCAGUCGAGCUGUACCUUGUAGUUCGACCACCGAAAAAUGCAGCGUCCGAGUCUCGCUUGGAAGCCAGUUCGGUCUCCAAGGAGGCGGACACGCGGCCCUACGAAGAGAUCGAGUUCAAGAAGGGUAAGAGCAAUCGUCCGAGCGACAUUUCCAUCAAGGUUACCGAAACAAACGGCCAGGUCAGCAACCCUCCCCCCCUCAUGGUGUCCCCUGUGCGGAGCGCGGCUCGGCUUGAGAAUGAAGAUUCGGCGCUGGUCAACACGCCGGGCUACCGGACAGGCGAUCGCAGUGGAGAAGCACCACCUAGACGUGACGAGAAAGACUACGAGCCAGUGGAUGUCGGUGCACAGAUAAAUAGUGAUGGUGACAGACCGGCGGGCGACGAGUUGUAUGACAUUCCCGUAGGCGCCACGACCACAGAUCUACCGGCCGGAGUCCUCUACAGGGUCCGUGCUACAUACAAGUACACAGCCGAAGAUGUGGACGAGCUAAACUUCGAAAGCGGCGAGAUCAUCCGAGUUAUCGAGUACGAUGACCCCGAAGAGCAGGAGGAAGGCUGGCUGAUGGGCAUCAAAGAGUCGACGGGCGAAAAGGGCCUUUUCCCAGCGAACUUCACACGGCCAAUUUGAGGCUCGAGUGGGACGCCCUAUGAUCGGCGUCGCAUCUCUUCUUCGUUGCCUUGAAUCUUCACGCGGCCGGCUUAGGGAGUGCUCUGGCGUUCGCUACAUCGUACUCUGCUUGGUGGAAGCGCCCAUUGUAGCAAUAGCGACAGGGCACAAUCUGACGGCGCAUUUAAUCGAGUAGGAAACUAGCAGCAAUCCGUGUGUUCUUCCCACUGAAAACACAACGGCCUUUCUCAUUUUUCGGUGAUUAACCAGUAAACUGGCUGUCCUGGACUGUUCAUCCAAGCCCUGCGUACAUCCACUGGGUCGUGUGCACACCUCUUCCCCGUAAUUGGCCCUUAUAUCGCUUUGCCCCCAGAGAGCACAUGUCCUGGGCUUGAACCAUCUGUCCUGAUCUAUCUUGAGAUAUGACUCUCGUCUUUCCAUGCGGUGUGGAUGAGCUUCACAGAGUAGUACUGUAGUCGCAUUUCCUAAUUUUUUCAUGAUAUAUAGAACCUUGGAAACCUCACAUCGUUGCUUAUUUAUUCCCGUCUUGAAGACCAGAAAACUUCAUUGAGUUCGUUUGUGCCUUAUCUCCGUAGUUCUUGAUGCAUCCAAAUUAUUCUUUGCUUCGUCUGGAGGCAAAAAAUCUUCCCUGUAGAUAACCAUUAUCUGUGAAGCGCCACUAAUGUAAGAGUUGCCUUAUCCGUACGAGGCAGCUUUCUCGUGUGACGAUCCCAGUCUUCCGUCCAGAGGGGCCAUACUAUUUUCGGCUCCAGUCUUUUGACACGUUUGCUGGGUGUCCACGCUCUGCUCCAAGUGCCAAGUUCGCAGGUGCUGCCCGUUAUGCAGCUUUUCCCCCCAAUAGCCCUUUUCGCCUUGCUGCGGUUGAGAUAUGCUCGUUGCUAGUGUUAGCGACAGCAUUAUUCUAUCAGCAUCUUUUACUCACUGCCAAAAUUGCACAAGCCAUUGUCAACUGGCGGAGAGGGAGACUCCCUGGCAGCCUUCAAUUCUUGUGCAUGAGAAGGUCCUUUUGUCUUCCUAAUAAAUAGUGCAAGUUCUGAUCAGAAUGAUGCGGAUAUCGCGUCAGCUGUGACAGUGUAAGUUUGAUUUACGGCCGAUGGAAAGUGCGCCUUCACUGCUUAGUCAAAUUUACACCAUUUUGUUACAGGUUCUCUCAGUAGAGUGGCCAAAUUACGGUACAGUUUUUCAGUAAUAGAAGCUUAGGCUUCUCUGUUUCUUGUAGACUACGAAAAGAUUAUGCCACCGUGUUAAUGAACCCAUACUACAUCUGCGUUCCAUUAGACUACAUCUUUGCGUCCAUGCGUUAUUCAUUUUUCUUUUGUCUGCCUGUUUCUUUUUCCGUAUGGCCCUAUGCCCGUAUCUCAUUUCAAGUACUUUCUUUUAGUUCGGUAAAUAAGAAUUAAUUUGCAUUCAAAACACUAAGCACCUCACCCUGUAUGUUAAUCAUGUCACCAGGCUUGCUUUGUCUGUGGCAAUGUAUUUUUUUCCUUGCUACUUGCAAUGUAACAUGGAGAUCUGAUAUUGUCUAAUGUAUAGUAAAGAAAUGGAUUCCCAU